Molecule: messenger RNA, 319 nt
Organism: Oppiella nova
Lineage: Eukaryota; Metazoa; Arthropoda; Arachnida; Sarcoptiformes; Oppiidae
Source: the annotation of a GenBank genome assembly
GAUGAAAAAGUUGCACAUAAUUUGCAAAACCUUUGAAAGCGUUGGCAUGACUUCAAAGAACUUCUUCAAUGGUUUGCAUUCGUGCUGAAGAACUCCUUCGAUGUCCUCGACAUCCAUUCAUAUGUCGGCCAUAUUCCUCGACUUCUCACUGAUGUCACACUCGUGUCAACCAAACACCGCUUAUGUACUAAAAGGCGAUUCGGUGGAAGUGCGGGCCAUGAGAUCGAUAGCACCGGGAGAUGAGAUCACUAUGAGUUACGUGAGUCUGGAUGAGAAUCGUACGGAACGUCUCGCCUUAAACUUCCUUGCCAUGAGAUAA